CGCCAUGGAGUCGUCCUGGUUGUCGCUCGUCCUGCUGGCGGCCUUGGACUUGGCGCUCCAGUGGGGUCUGUGGGUGGCGGCGGCCGCGCUGCGCACAGAGAAGUUCUUCGAUGCGGCGGGAAGCGGAACAUUCGUCUUGCUGGCACAUCUGAGUCUCCAGUGGGGUCACGCACAGCAUCCUCGGCAGCAGGUCCAGACAGCCCUGGUGACUAUUUGGGCCCUCAGGUUGGGGCUGUUCCUCUUCUUACGAAUCUUGAAAGAGGGGCACGACAAACGAUUCAAUGGUAUAAGAGAGAACCCAGGCACUUUUUUUCUUUAUUGGACAAUGCAAGGCAUAUGGGUGUUUAUAACACUGCUCCCCACUCUACUGCUGAACCUGGAGAAAAAUGGGAAGCCUCUUGGAUUCUGGGACUACCUUGGAUGGAGCAUCUGGGCAGUGGGGUUCACUACAGAGGCUGUAGCUGACCAGCAGAAAUGGCACUUCAGAAGCAACCCUGAUAAUGCGGAUAAGUUUAUCCAGAGUGGCUUAUGGGCUUAUAGUCGCCACCCCAAUUACCUAGGGGAGAUUUUGCUGUGGACAGGACUCUUCGUGUCAGCCACAUCAGUGCUGCAUGGGUGGCAAUACGUCAGUGUCCUCUCACCACUGCUGGUUUGGUUCUUACUAAGUCACGUCAGUGGGGUUCCCAUCCUUGAGAAAGCAGCUAUGAAGAAAUGGGGGAAGCAGGCUGCUUUCCAGGCCUAUUUAAGAGAGACUCCCAUGCUGUGGCCUGUCAGCUUGAGGUUGUAGCAGGUCAUACUGCAAUACUUCUUACAAAAUGGACAGCAGUUAUAGGUAAUACAGAACUUUCUGGGAAGAACCAGCCCAGAUGAAUCCAUUCAUCGCAUCUUACAGAUAUAGCACAUUCAACAUCUAACCAUCAAGAACCCCAUUAAAAAUCCACCUUGGCAGAAGGUUUAAUAAUCUAAGCUUUGUAUCUGAUGGCUGGAGAUGAAAAUGGCUGUAAAGUUAAGCUACUUCAUUAUCGCAUUUAUCCAUGCCUUUCCCUGGUACACAAGGGAGAACCUCAAGUGUUCAGCAGUGUGCACACUAAUGGAACACUGGGUUUCAAUUUUUCACAUGACCAAGUUCUAAAUGUACAUAGUUAAAAAAAAAACAAUGGUUUUGCUAAAAAUAGACUAACCAGAAUAGUCUUAAAUGUAGCUUCAAUAUGCACAAUUUCCCUAUACAGUGGAUCAACACUCAUUUCCCCAAGGAUUACGGCUGUUCUUUGAAAUGAGGAUUACUGCCAUUGCCAAAUACAUCCUCUUCUUUCAAACCACAACACACGAAUUAAACAAUAAUGGGGUGUUUUGAACAGAUGGAAGCAACUUCCCAGCUACAGAAAACAUUUUCAAAAGCAACUUCUUGCAGUUUCCCUACUAACAUGCUGAGUGGGUUCUGCCAGUUAUUUCCUUACAAUAAAUGUGAUAUGGAGCUUGAUACUUUACA
Messenger RNA from Varanus komodoensis (Komodo dragon), 1489 nucleotides. RefSeq lists its product as uncharacterized. The record is from RefSeq and is a predicted model, not a curated record. Bases 5 to 787 code for a protein of 260 amino acids. Gene Ontology annotation, molecular function: oxidoreductase activity, acting on the CH-CH group of donors. The transcript is spliced from 6 exons. Lineage: Eukaryota; Metazoa; Chordata; Lepidosauria; Squamata; Varanidae. Gene Ontology annotation, biological process: lipid metabolic process. Gene Ontology annotation, cellular component: membrane.